Molecule: messenger RNA, 826 nt
Organism: Anopheles bellator
Lineage: Eukaryota; Metazoa; Arthropoda; Insecta; Diptera; Culicidae
Gene: Nubp2
Product: cytosolic Fe-S cluster assembly factor NUBP2 homolog
Exons: 2
Coding region: 42-821 (259 amino acids)
Biological process (GO): iron-sulfur cluster assembly
Cellular component (GO): cytosol
Molecular function (GO): ATP-dependent FeS chaperone activity; ATP binding; 4 iron, 4 sulfur cluster binding
Source: RefSeq, a predicted model, not a curated record
UAGCUCCCCAGAUUAAAUUUUACUAUUCCGUUUGUUUUAAAAUGCUCGAUAAAGUGAAGCACAUUAUUUUAGUGCUGUCCGGGAAAGGCGGCGUGGGAAAGUCUACGGUCAGCACCCAACUUGCGCUGACACUGGCAGAAGCCGAUCACAAGGUUGGUCUCCUGGACAUCGAUCUUUGUGGCCCGUCCGUCCCGUUUCUGCUCGGCCUAGAAGAUCACGAUGUCCACCAGUGCGAUGAGGGAUGGGUGCCGGUAUACACGAGUGCGGAGAAAAAGCUCGCCGUAAUGUCGAUCGGAUUUCUGCUCAAAAGCCGCUCCGAUGCCGUUAUCUGGCGCGGUCCGAAAAAGACGGCCAUGAUCAAGCAGUUUCUCGACGACGUGAACUGGGACGAGCUGGACUACCUGAUUAUCGACACACCGCCGGGCACUUCGGACGAGCACAUUACCGUGAUGGAGUGUCUGAAGGGGGUCAACACGGACGGGGCGAUUAUCGUGACCACACCGCAAGAGAUGGCCGUCGAAGACGUCCGAAAGGAGGUUACCUUCUGCAAGAAGACGGGAAUCAACAUACUCGGGAUUGUGGAGAACAUGAGCGGAUUCGUGUGUCCACACUGUUCCGAGUGUACGAACAUAUUCUCGUCCGGCGGCGGAAAACUGUUGGCCGAACUGGCCAAAGUGCCACACCUUGGCACGCUUCCCAUCGACCCGAGGGUGGGCCAGUUGGCUGGAACGGGAAAAGCGUGCGUCCGGGAACUACCAGACUGUACGACGACCGAAGUUUUACACAAAAUUGUUGGCACGAUAACGGCCGGAGGGCAAUAAAACUG